Messenger RNA from Daktulosphaira vitifoliae (grape phylloxera), 4107 nucleotides. RefSeq lists its product as uncharacterized. The coding region runs from base 1 to 4107 and encodes 1368 amino acids. The record is from RefSeq and is a predicted model, not a curated record. Lineage: Eukaryota; Metazoa; Arthropoda; Insecta; Hemiptera; Phylloxeridae. The transcript has 3 exons.
AUGGCUGAUAACAUUGUUUCGCUAAAGGCAGCGCGUGGAGCACUUAAAGGUCAGCUCACAAGAACGUUAAAUAUACUCAAAACAACACCGGAGAGUUUAGACGCUAAUCAGCUGUCGGUGAGAGUAGAGAGAGCUGAAGGAGUAUUGUGUGAAUUUAACAAGAUUCAAUUAGAGAUAGAAAUUGCACUCCCAGAAGAGGAUAACGAAAAAUAUCGUUCUGAUUUCGAAGAUCUGUAUUAUGAGACGAUAGCUGAGUGCAGAAAUAUUAUUAAUAAGCUAAAUAAAAAUGUAACUACGGAUAAUAUGGAGAUUAGAGUUUCUGAUAUCAAUCUAAAUAGUUCUAGUCCGAGUAACUUAUCGGGUGUUUCAAACGGCAACAACAAUGGAAUUUAUUCGUUUGCAAAACUAGCUCCGAUAAAUUUACCACAAUUUUCGGGCGAGUACUCAGAAUGGGCAGCGUUCCAUGACAUGUACAUAGCGCUUAUACAUUCAAAUUCAGCUCUUUCAAAAGUACAAAAAUUCUUUUAUUUAAAAUCGUCAUUAAACGGUAUAGCAGCUAAUGUGGUGAAAUCAGUCGAAUUAACUGAGGUCAAUUACGACUAUGCGUGGUCAGCCUUAAUAAAUAGAUAUAACAAUAAAAAAAUGCUCGUUCAAGCCCAUACGAAGGCGCUGUAUGACAUUCAACCAAUAACGAAAGAAUCUUCGUCUAAAUUAAGAUGUUUAAUAGAUAAAAUUAUUAAUAACAUGAAUGCUUUAGAGACCCUCGGGCAAGACCCUAAAGCUUGGGGUUCUUUACUCGUGCAUUUGAUAACGUCUAAGUUAGAUCAAAAAACUUUAAAGGAGUGGGAAACUGAGGCGCCGAAAACAGUGGUACCCUCCGUAUCAACAUUAAUGGAUUUCUUGGAAACUAGAUUUAAAAUACUUGAGGCUGUAGAAAGUUCGUGCAGUUCAAAUGACAAGUCUGAGAAAAGAUCCUACGAAAAUUAUGGAAAAGGAAAGGCGCAAGAAAAAAAAUGGCAAAAUAAAACAGUUAUGCACGUAGCGACAACGAAAUUUAAAUGUUACGUGUGUAAUGAAGGUCAUCCGAUAUACAGAUGUACUAAAUUUUUGUCGUUAUCGGCGAACGAACGAAAAGAGCAAACAAUCAAAUUAAAUUUAUGUGAAAACUGUUUAACACGGCAUACGAGUCCGUGUAAAGCGAAAGGUUGCCGUAUAUGCAAUGAUAAACACAAUACAUUACUACACCAAGAUAAGGAAACAGUUCAUAAUUCUGCUACUGCAUUGCACUCGUCAGGUCGUUACGAAAAUCAAGUAUUAUUAUCUACAGCUAUUGUAAAGAUAAAAGAUAGAGCAAACAAAACAUGGUACGUGCGAGCGUUAUUAGACUCAGGGUCGCAAAGUAAUUUUAUUACAACUGAUUUAGCGAACGGUUUGGGUCUAUCUAAGCGCAAAGUCAAGGUAACCAUAGAGGGUGUAAAUAAAUCAAUCACACAGUCUCAAUAUUCAAUAGUAGCCACUAUAGAGGCUAACUGCACCAGUUACAAUAAAACAAUUGAGUUAUUAACUUUGCCAAAAAUAACCACUUUACUUCCAAGUGAAAACAUUAAUGUGAUCCAGGAAGAAUUGCCAGACAAUAUUAAACUUGCUGAUCCAUCAUAUGCUGUGCCUGGCAAAAUAGAUAUUUUAAUUGGAGCUGCAUGUUUCUAUGAAAUAUUGUUACCCGGUAAAUACACCACUAAUAAUAGCAGUAUUAUUUAUCAAGAAACUGAACUUGGGUGGAUAGUAGCGGGAUCAUUAUGCAAAUUAUCUACACCAAUUACAAAUUCAUUUUUUGCUCAGUCGUUAUCAAUCGAGGAUAAAAUAGACAAGCAAUUAACCAAAUUUUGGGAAAUCGAAGAAAUAGGUGAUAAAAGAUCGUUAAGCGAAGAAGAAAAAUUAUGUGUUGAUCAUUUUAAUCGGACAGUAAGAAGAAAUGAAGCGGACGGUCGUUUCAUAAUUGAAUUGCCUUUCCGAGAAAAAAGCAUUCAGCUAGGUUGCUCCCGAGGAACGGCUUUUCGUCGUUUUUUGUCGACUGAAAAACGUCUAACUAACAAUGCAGACUUAAAAAAGAGGUACGUGGAAUUUAUGAAUGAAUAUGAGCAGUUAAAUCAUAUGUCCAUAAUUAGUUCUGAUCAGGAUAAAAUUGAAGAAAAGAAUUCCUAUUUUAUGCCUCACCAUGCUAUAUUGCGAGACGAUAAAUGCACAACAAAAACACGUAUCGUGUUUGAUGCAUCCUGCAUAACCACUAAUGGUAAAAGCUUAAAUGAUAUUUUGUUAAAAGGACCGGUGAUACAGGACGAUUUGAUGUGCAUUUUGGCGCGGUUUCGAACUUAUAAGUACGCGUUUUCGUCGGACAUUACAAAAAUGUAUCGACAAAUAAUCGUAGCCGAACAGGAUCGUAAAUGGCAAAAAAUACUAUGGCGAUCUAAACCAUCUGAAAAAAUAGAGGAGUAUCAUCUCAACACAUUAACGUAUGGUACAUCACAUGCGUCUUACGUUGCAACAGCUUGUUUAGAAAAAUUGGCCAACGAAAAUGAAAAUAAAUACCCAUUAGCAAGCCUAGCAAUUAAAGAAGACUUUUACAUGGACGACUACCUUGGUGGCGGUAAUUCAAUAGCUGAAGCUCUUAUGUUGCGAAAUGAUAUAAUAAAAAUAAUGAAUAGCGCUGGUUUUCAACUAAGAAAAUGGAUGUCAAAUGAGCCGCUAUUGCUAUCAAAUAUUCCUAACGCCGAUAAUGACCCACUUAUAGUUCUAAAUCUAGACGGCAGUACUACAAAAACAUUGGGCCUAUGCUGGAACCCGGUAAAUGAUGUUUAUCUAUAUAAAGUAAACAUUGAACGCAACGAUAAUGAAGAGGCUAGUACAAAAAGAAACGUGUUGUCAACUAUAGCCACUAUCUUUGAUCCACUCGGUUUAAUAGGACCAGUUAUUAUUGCUGCUAAAAUAAUAAUGCAAGAAUUAUGGAAACUCAAUGUUAAGUGGGACGAAGUGUUGCCAUCAGCGAUAAAGGCGGAGUGGGAAUUGUACAGAGCCAGUUUAUCAAGUAUUGAACACAUGACAAUACCUAGACUUGUAGUUGAUUGUGAUAAUGUCGAGGCGAUUCAAAUUCAUGGUUUUUCAGACGCUUCAGUUCGUGCUUACGGUGCGUGUUUGUAUUUACGUGUUUAUGACCGCUCCGGUUCGUGUGCGACGCGUUUAGUGACGGCUAAAUCGCGCGUGGCUCCGCUAAAAGUUUUGUCUUUAGCACGUUUAGAAUUAUGCGCCGCCGUUUUAUUAGUUCGUCUAUUCAAAAAAAUUGUUCCUCGUUUACGAUUAAGUAUAAAUAAAAAAUAUUUUUGGACGGACUCGACCAUAGUUUUAUCAUGGAUAAAUGCACCGUCUUCCAGAUGGAAAACUUUCGUUGCUAACCGCGUAGGGGAAAUACACGAAGCUACUUCUAAAUCUGAAUGGUAUCACGUGAAAUCAGAAGACAAUCCAGCAGAUAUAAUAUCUCGUGGUUGCAAUCCAGAGGAUUUGAGAAAAAAUCAAUUGUGGUGGAACGGCCCACCCUGGAUAAACUUAGAAGAAAAUCAAUGGCCGCUCGCUGAAGUUCCUAAACAGGACGAAUUAUUGCGUGUUACCGCUUUUAUAUUGCGGUGGAAAAUUAGAGUAAUAAACAAGCAAAAACAGUUUGGUAACAUUGAUGUGGAAGAAUUGAAUAAUUCAAAAACAACUCUAGUCAAAAUGGUUCAAAAUGUUUAUUUUGGAGAGGAACUUAAAAUCUUAAGACGAGGUGAAAAUGUGAAGCCUAGCAGCCGUCUGUAUAUUUUAAGUCCACAUUUAGAUAACGAUGGAGCGAUCCGUGUAGGCGGCAGAUUACUCAAUUCUGUUUUUUCAAAUGAUAAAAAACAUCCAAUAGUGUUGCCCGAAAAAUCCAACUUUACUCGUUUAAUAUUUCAAUACGAACACAACCGUUUAUUGCAUGCUGGACCGCAGGCUCUAUUAGCGUCGAUAAGGGAAAAGUAUUGGCCGCUUAAUGGCAGAAAUUUAGCAAGAAAAAUAGUUCACAGUUGCGUAAUAAUUGUGUAG